GAGAGCAACAGGUUUAAAUCCUGUCUGUGCACGGCUGUGCAAGGCUUUUGGUUGCUGAUGACAAGGGCCUGAAAUAUUUGACUCACUUAUUUGAAUCAUUUGUCCCCACAUUUUAUUUUAAACUGGAACGAUGAUAUUUCGGACAGCGGUAGAGCAUGCUAAGAAGCACCCUGGCCUUAUCCCCCAGUUCUUCUUCAUCUGUUUGGGAAUGGGCGGGGCAUUUAUGUAUCUGGUGCGGCUGGCCAAAGGACCCCAUGUCACCUGGAACAAGACCAAUAACCCAGAGCCUUGGAAUAAACUUGACCCCACAUACCAGUACAAGUUUGUGGCCAUCAGCACAGACUACAAAAACCUGAAGAAGGAAGGACCUGAGUUCUGACUUUCCCACUGCCCCCCUCUCACAAACCAGAGUGGAAAAAUCCCAGAAAAUCCUGAUCUAGGGUCAGAUUCACUCCCCCUCCCCUCCUGACGUCCUGAUUGUAGGUGGAAGGUGAAAUGGAUCCUAGAUCAGGAUCCAUAAUGUUUUAGUGUCUCUGCCGUGUUUGCAAAGCAGCUGAUAUGACUAGGAUUGUUGGUGAAUGGAUCCAGAGGGCACAUAUGAAUAUUGAACAAGAUAAAUAUGUGGCAUUUCUGCAUACUUUUACACACUUUCACGGGAAAGAUAUGACACACAUGUGCACAUACAUCCUUUAUGUCUAAACUUUCCUGGCCUGUUUCUCUCAUAUAUCAUGAACUGAGGAGUAAGUAACAAGAUUUGCUGACAUUUUACUUGCUGUAUUUAUGUAUAUUUUUAGAAAAUUUACAAACAUCACAGCUAACCUGCAGUGUUUUAGAGAUCUAAAUGUUUUAUUCUGAAUGUUUCAGUCAUCUGUUUUUUUCCAUUCACUUCUGUGCGAUAUGAAAAUUCAAUAGCAGACUCCUGAAACCUGCAGUGAUGGAUUACAUAAACAAGAGACUGCUAAUUGAGUUUAAUUCUGCACAUAAAUUAAUGGAGAUGAUAGCUGUCUGAAAUAGCAGAAAAAAUACAUCCAGAACUCUAAUCAGUGUGUGGCAUGCAUCCAAAAUGGUCAGCAUAAAUGUAAAAUAUGCAUGAUUUGUAAUUAGGGAGCUAAAACCUACAAACAAAGUGGUUUGCUUCUUUAAGAUUUCAUUUCAGUGUCUGAAAGUUAAAAAUCCUCUGCAGCUGAAAAACGUUGAGGAACGAUAAUUUAAUAAUUAUACCAACCUUUGAGGAAAUCAGUCUGGCCUACUGCAUUGUGCUGAUGUCACUGGACUGCAGAUGUUUCUUCAUAACUGGCACACGAUUGUAGGUUUAGCAGCCACUAAAUUCAGCAAUGACUGUGUUAGUUAUGAAAAAAGGCAAAAAUGCAUAAACUGGCAUCAAUUCUUUCAAUAAAUAAAUGGUCUGAUUCA
Molecule: messenger RNA, 1413 nt
Organism: Thunnus maccoyii (southern bluefin tuna)
Lineage: Eukaryota; Metazoa; Chordata; Actinopteri; Scombriformes; Scombridae
Gene: ndufa4l2a
Product: NDUFA4 mitochondrial complex associated like 2a
Exons: 4
Coding region: 131-379 (82 amino acids)
Source: RefSeq, a predicted model, not a curated record